Molecule: messenger RNA, 966 nt
Organism: Aspergillus nidulans FGSC A4
Lineage: Eukaryota; Fungi; Ascomycota; Eurotiomycetes; Eurotiales; Aspergillaceae
Product: FAD-dependent oxidoreductase
Exons: 4
Coding region: 1-966 (321 amino acids)
Molecular function (GO): FAD binding; monooxygenase activity
Source: RefSeq, a predicted model, not a curated record
AUGGACGAAGAAGAGGCGCGGAAAUCAAAAUUUCGAGUCAUUAUAGUUGGAGGCUCAGUUGCUGGGUUGACUUUGGCACACUGCCUGGCUAGAGCGGACAUCGACCACAUAGUAUUGGAAAAGCGAGCUGAAAUUAGUCCUCAGGAAGGUGCCUUUAUUGGUAUUUGGCUCAACGGAGGCCGAAUCCUCGACCAGCUUGGACUCUAUGAUGAGCUCAAGAGCGCUACUGCGCCUAUUCAUAAAAUGCAUGUCCGUUUUCCAGAUGAGUUUGUAUUCAACAGCCUACUACCAUGGGACAUUUAUGAAAGUCGGGUUCGGUCCGAGACGUGGCGAUUAGCAGAGGCAACGCAGUCAGGCAUUGCCACUACCCUGGAAAGAAAUGUCGAAUACGCGUGCAUCUUUGGGAUUUCUGAACAGCUAGCUGGACUCAAGAUCGGGGAGCACAUCAACUCAUACUCGAAGGGGCUGUGCGUGAUAACCUUCCAUGGAAGAGAGAGCCGUGUCUUCUGGUUCAUUCUCGUGAAACUUCCGCAAAAGUCAGAAAAUCCCAACACUCCUCGGUUCUCAGCAGACGAUGCAGCGAAGUUCUGCCGCAAAUUUUCGCCUGUCCGAGUCACCGAACACGUCUGUGUAGGUGAUCUUUGGGCAACCAGAACGUUUGCAUCCAUGACGGCGUUAGAGGAAGGCCUACUGCAAACGUGGCAUUUCAGUCGCUUUGUUCUUUUGGGAGACAGUGUUCACAAAAUGACCCCGAACAAUGGACAGGGCGCAAAUACUUCCGUGGAGGACGCAGCGAUGCUAGCCUCACUUCUUAGGGAGGCAUUGAGACUGAACCUCGAAUAUUGCAAUGCCACGCUCGCCCUGGAUAAACUUCUGGCCGAAUUUCAGUCCAGAAGAUAUAACCGGGUAAAAGGUACAUAUCUCAGAUCGGAGUUUGGCGCCAUGCUAGGUCGGCAAGCUCUUUAA